Tripterygium wilfordii is the source of this 8763-nucleotide messenger RNA. Its product is annotated as protein SABRE-like. The record is from RefSeq and is a predicted model, not a curated record. NCBI's taxonomy places the organism in Eukaryota, Viridiplantae, Streptophyta, Magnoliopsida, Celastrales, Celastraceae. Bases 487 to 8262 code for a protein of 2591 amino acids. The transcript has 24 exons.
ACAAAAAGGAAAACAGAAAAGAAUCCUACUAUUGUCGCUCAUUCGCUCGCUCCAUCUCUCUGACCAGCGAGCCCCCCAAGGAUCGGAUCUUCGCUUUAUGUGUAUCGCACUCGCUCCUCCGAUCGCUGACCCGGUCUAAUCGGUCUACGGGAACAUAUUCAAUUUUUGAAGAAUCAUUAGGGUUUAUCGUUAAUCAAUCUUCGCUUGACACUCGCAUGAAGUCAUGUUCAGAGAAUUCCUUUCAAUUGAGGAAUUAGUACUUUUUGGUCCAAAGAUCGUUCAAUUUGAACAUAUCAGUCUCAGGCGUCAAUGGCCGCCUCCCCUGUCAAGUUCCUCUUUGGUUUUUUGUUGCUCUCCAUCAUAUUAUGGUCGCUCUUCAUGGGUGCAACAAAUUUACACUGGAAGCAUAAUGAAAGGAACUUAGAAGGUGAAUCAUUUUUACAAUGAUUUGCUUCCAGGUUAGUGGCUUGGAUUUUAAGUCGUCUGAUGGGUGCAUCUGUUGCAUUUCGAGUUGGUGGAUGGAAAUGCCUAAGGGAUGUGGUAGUGAAGUUCAGAAAGGGUGCUGUUGAGUCUAUAUGUAUAGGUGAAGUUAAACUAAGCUUACGGCAGUCAUUGGUCAAACUUGGGGUUGGUUUCAUUUCCAGGGAUCCCAAGCUGCAGGUAGUAAUAUGUGACAUAGAAGUUGUACUGAGGCCUUCAAAGAAAAGCACACAAAAGUCUAAAACACGCAGACCCCACUCUUCGGGCCGAGGGAAGUGGAUGGUUGUGGCUAACAUAGCAAGAUUUUUGUCAGUUUCUGUGACGGAUUUGGUUUUUAAGACACCAAAAGCUACUGUUGAAGUUAAAGAACUGAAAAUAGAUAUAUCUAAAGAUGUUGGAUUGAAGCCAGAUCUUCUUGUUAAGCUACAUAUAAUUCCCAUUGUUGUUCACAUUGGCGAACCGUGGGUCAGUUCUGACCAUUCAUCCACCUUUAAUAGUGGGGGAUGUAUCUCUUCAGGCCAGACGUCCUCAGCUAUGAUUGAAAGUUCUGCUGCUGCUUUUAACUGUGAAGAAUUUUCCCUCUUCUGUGGAUUUGGGCAUGAUAGGGAAGUUGGUGUGAUUAUCCAGGAUGUGGACAUGACUAGUGGAGAGGUUACUGUGACCCUGAAUGAGGAGAUGUUUUCGAAGAAGACUCCAGCAGAUGCUAAUUCUUCCACAGAUAAAGUCAUGGGGUUACCUCCUGAUUCUAUGGCUGCUCAAAAUUCAAACAAGAAGCCAGCAGGGGUUGUUGCUCUUUCUAAGUAUUCUUCUUUAAUGCCAGAAAAGGUUUCUUUCAACUUACCAAAACUGGAUGUGAGGUUUGUACAUCGAGAACAUAACCUUGUUUUGGAAAACAACAUCAUGGGCAUUCAGUUGAAAAGCAUCAAAUCACGAUCCACAGAAGAUGUGGGGGACAGUACCCGUCUCGAUGUUCAAAUAGAUUUCAGUGAGAUACAUCUUCUUAGAGAAGUUGGCACUUCUGUGUUGGAGAUCCUGAAAGUCAAUGCUGUUUUUUCUGUCUAUAUCCCAAUUCAGCCGACUUCGCCUACCAGAGCUGAAAUUGAUGUUAAGCUGGGAGGUACUCAGUGCAACAUUAUAAUGAGCAGAUUAAAGCCAUGGUUGCAUCUUCACUCUUCGAAAAAGAAAAAAAUGGUGCUCCGUAGUGAAACUUCUACUCCUGAAAGGCGACCGUCAACUGAAUUUAAAGCCAUCAUGUGGACAUGUACUGUCUCAGCCCCUGAGAUGACUAUUAUGCUUUACAGCAUCAGUGGCUUGCCUCUGUAUCAUGGUUGCUCACAAUCAUCACAUGUGUUUGCAAAUAACAUCUCAAAUACUGGAACUGCAGUUCAUAUGGAGCUUGGUGAACUAAAUGUGGACAUGGUGGAUGAAUAUCAAGAAUCGCAAGAAAGUGUUUUUGGUGUAGAGUCUAAUUCAGGCUCCUUAUUAAAUAUAGCAAAAGUUAGCAUAGAUUGGGGCAGAAAGGACAGAGAGGUGUCCGAAGACAGUAGUGCUAGACAUAAAUCGGUUCUCUCUGUUGAUGUUACUGGUAUGGGUGUUUACUUUACCUUCAAGCACAUUGAGUCAUUGAUAAUAACUGCCAUGUCCUUUCAAGCUCUUUUGAAAAGCCUAUCUGCUUCUAGUAGAAGAGCUUCACAUGGCCAGGGAGAGCGUUCAUCUAAGUCAUCAGGGAAAGGAACACAGCUCAUAAAAGUUAAUCUUGAACGGUGUUCUGUUAACUUUUGUGGAGACACAGGCCUGGACAACACUGUAGUUGCCGAUCCCAAGCGUGUGAAUUAUGGAUCACAGGGUGGUCAAGUUGUAAUUGAUAUCUCAGCUGAUGGUACUCCUCGCAGGGCAACUAUAAUGCCUUCAAUUUCUGAUGAAAACAAAAGAUUAAAGUUCUCUGUUUCUCUUGACAUCUUCCUUUUCAGCUUAUGUGUGAACAAGGAGAAAAAUUCCACGCAAAUGGAACUUGAGAGAGCCAGAUCUGUGUAUCAGGAAUAUUUGGAAGAACGUAGGCCUGUUACAAAAUUUACGUUGUUUGAUAUGCAGAACGCAAAAUUUGUACGGCGUUCUGGUGGUCUUAAAGAGAUAGAUGUUUGCUCUCUUUUCAGUGCCACCGAUAUUACAGUAAGGUGGGAACCUGAUGUGCAUCUCUCACUGCUUGAGCUUGUUCUACAAUUGAAGUUACUGAUGCACAAUCAGAAGCUUCAUGGACAUGGAAAUACGUAUAUGGGGGAUGCAUCUAGCACGAUAGAUGCUGUAGAAAAGAAAGAAGCUACUUUAGAACCUGGACAUUUUGAUAAGCGAAAGAAAAAGGAAACAAUUUUUGCUGUUGAUGUGGAAAUACUGAAUAUCUCGGCUGAAAUUGGGGACGGGGUUGAGGUAAUGGUGCAGGUUCAGUCAAUUUUCUCUGAGAAUGCCCGUAUAGGAGUACUUCUUGAAGGACUUAUUCUUAGUUUCAAUGGUUCCAGAAUAUUCAAAAGCAGCAGGAUGCAAAUUUCUCGCAUUCCUAAUGCUUCUCCUGUUUCAUCUGAUUCCAAAUCGCCGUCUGAUAUCACAUGGGAUUGGGUGGUUCAAGGGCUUGACGUUCACAUAUGUAUGCCAUACAGGUUGGAGUUGCGUGCUAUUGAUGAUUCUGUUGAGGACAUGUUGCGAGGUUUGAAGCUCAUAACCACUGCUAAAACUAAUCUUAUAUCACCAAUAAAGAAAGAGAGCUCAAAACCUAAAAAAUCUAGCUCAACUAAAUUUGGAUGUGUGAAAUUUUGUUUACGCAAGCUCACCUUUGAUAUCGAGGAAGAACCAAUCCAAGGUUGGCUGGAUGAACACUAUCAGCUGAUGAAAAAUGAAGCCAGUGAGAUAGCUGUUUCAAUGAACUUUCUUGAUGAGUUAAUUUCCAAAAACAAUCAGUGUCCAAAAGCUACUGAGACAAAUGACUCGACCUGUGAAAAAAAGAUCAAAUAUAAUGGAGUUGAGAUUGAUAUACAAGAUCCUUCGGCUAUUCAGAAAUUGCGAGAAGAAAUAUAUAAGCAGUCAUUCAAAUCCUAUUACCAGGCAUGCCAGAAACUUGAGCCAUCAGACGGUUCAGGUGCAUGUAGGGAAGGGUUUCAGGCCGGAUUUAAACCUAGCGUCCGCAGAAAGUCUCUUCUUUCGGUUUUUGCUACAGAGUUGGAAGUGACCUUGACAAAUAUUGAUGAUGGAAAGGCUGGGAUGAUAGAGAUUCUAAGGAAGCUUGAUCCUAUAUGCCUUGAACACAAUAUACCAUUCUCUAGACUAUAUGGUAGCAAUAUUUUCUUGCAGGCUGGCACCCUGGCUGUUCAGUUAAGAAAUUACUCAUUUCCUCUUUUUUCUGCUACUUCUGGCAAAUGUGAAGGUCGCAUUGUAUUAGCACAGCAGGCUACCGCGUUUCAGCCACAAUUAUACCAGGAUGUCUUUGUCGGCAGAUGGAGAAAGGUGCGAAUGCUUCGUUCAGCAAGUGGCACAACUCCACCAGUGAAAACAUACUCAGAUUUGCCUAUACAUUUUCAGAGAGCAGAAAUAUCUUUUGGAGUGGGAUAUGAACCAUCUUUUGCUGAUAUAAGCUAUGCUUUUACUGUAGCCCUUCGCAGGGCUAAUCUUAGUGUCAGGAACCCUUCCCCACUGGUGCAGCCACCUAAAAAGGAACGUAGUUUGCCAUGGUGGGAUGAUUUGAGAAAUUACAUUCAUGGAAAUAUCAGCUUAUUCUUUUCUGAAUCUAGAUGGACUGUUCUUGCAACUACUGAUCCGUAUGAGAAGCUUGACAAACUUCAAAUGUUAUCUGGAUCCAUGGAAAUUCAACAGUCUGAUGGCCGUGUUUAUGUUUCUGCAAAAGAUUUUAAGAUUUUAGUAAGCAGUUUGGAGAGUUUGGCAAAUCGUCGUGGUUUGAAACUUCCUGCAGGUGUAUGUGGUGCUUUCAUAGAUGCACCGGUCUUCACUCUGGAAGUUACGAUGGAUUGGGAGUGCUAUUCUGGCAGUCCCCUAAAUCAUUAUUUAUUUGCACUUCCUGUUGAAGGGAAGCCUCGUGAAAAAGUUUUUGACCCCUUCAGAUCGACAUCUCUAUCCCUUCGGUGGGACUUGUCUCUUAGACCCUCUCUUCCCUUAAGUGAGAAUCAAUCAGCAUCCUCUUUAGUGAGAGGUAGCACUGUUGUAGAUGCAACUGUUUAUGAUCCACCUUUUAAGCCUGACAAUGUUUCAGUUGCUUCACCAAUGAUGAAUUUUGGAGCUCACGAUUUAGCUUGGUUGCUUAAAUUUUGGAACAUGAAUUAUCUUCCUCCCCAAAAAUUGCGUACUUUCUCUCGUUGGCCUCGUUAUGGAGUCCCAAGAGUUGCUAGAUCAGGCAAUUUGUCUAUGGACAAGGUGAUGACAGAAUUUAUGUUCCGCAUUGAUGUUACUCCUACUUGUAUAAAGCACAUGCCAUUAUAUGAUGAUGAUCCAGCCAAAGGACUGACAUUUAAUAUGUCAAAGCUGAAAUAUGAACUUUGUUUUAGUCGGGGAAAGCAAAAAUACACCUUUGAGUGCAUUCGUGAUACUCUUGAUCUUGUUUACCAGGGUCUCGACCUGCACGUGCUAAAGAUUUUCAUAAAUAAAGAGGACUGCACUAGCGUUGCUAAAGUAGUUCAAAUGACAAGGAAAAAUUUCCAUUCUGCAUCCAUGGAUAGGGUUCUCAGUGAUAAAGACAAUUCUAUGGGUGGUUGCACAGAGAAGCAUCGUGAUGAUGGAUUUUUUUUGUCAUCAGAUUAUUUCACAAUCAGAAAACAGGCCCCAAAGGCUGACCCUGCAAGGUUAUUGACAUGGCAAGAAGCCGGAAGAAGAAAUCUUGAGAUGACAUAUGUGAGGUCUGAGUUCGAAAAUGGGAGUGAGAGUGAUGACCACACGCAUUCUGACCCAAGUGAUGAUGAUGGAUAUAAUGUUGUAAUUGCUGACAAUUGUCAACGCAUUUUUGUUUAUGGCCUUAAGCUUUUAUGGACAAUUCAGAACAGAGAUGCUGUUUGGUCCUGCGUUGGCGGAAUAUCCAAAGCAUUUGAACCUCCAAAGCCUUCUCCUUCUCGGCAGUAUGCACAGAGGAAAUUGCUCGAGCAGAAACAGUCACAUGCUGGAGCGGAGGUGCUUCAGAAUGAUAUCCCCAAGCCGCCUUCUACUAACCAUGGUGUGAACCUCCUUUCUCAGAAUGUGGAGUCGUCGGAAUCUCUUUCAUCUCCUUCCCACCCUGCCAAUGCAGAGAAUGCAUCAUCUGCUGUUGUUGCAGCUAAAGAUGGGAACAUAAAUGAUUCUGAGGAGGAGGAGGGGGGUACUCGACACUUUAUGGUGAAUGUUAUUGAGCCACAAUUUAAUCUCCACUCAGAAGAAGCCAAUGGUAGAUUUCUGCUUGCUGCUGUUAGUGGACGUGUAUUGGCCCGAUCAUUUCAUUCAAUCCUUCAUGUGGGCUAUGAGAUGAUCGAACAAGCACUUGGUACUGAUAAUGUCCAUAUUCCUGAAUCUGCCCCUGAAAUGACGUGGAAGCGCAAGGAGUUAUCUGUAAUGUUGGAGCAUGUUCAAGCUCAUGUUGCACCUACUGAUGUUGAUCCAGGGGCUGGACUGCAGUGGCUUCCGAAAAUCCAUCGAAGCUCUCCUAGAGUAAAGCGGACUGGUGCUCUACUUGAAAGGGUGUUUAUGCCUUGUGACAUGUACUUCCGUUAUACAAGGCACAAAGGGGGGACUCCAGACUUGAAGGUGAAGCCCUUGAAAGAACUUACUUUCAAUUCCCAUAACAUAACAGCGACAAUGACGUCUCGCCAGUUUCAGGUUAUGCUGGAUGUGUUGACCAAUCUUCUCUUUGCAAGACUUCCUAAGCCUCGGAAGAAUAUUUUGUCCUAUCCUGCUGAAGAUGAUGAAGAGGUUGAAGAGGAGGCAGAUGAGGUGGUUCCGGAUGGGGUUGAAGAGGUGGAACUUGCAAAAAUUGACCUUGAACAUAAAGAGAGAGAACAGAAGUUACUUCUUGAUGACAUCAGGAAAUUGUCCCUUCAAUGUGAUGCCAUGGGAGAUCUAUACUCAGAAGGAGAAGGAGAUUUGUGGAUGAUAAGUGGUGACAGAUCCACACUUGUGCAAGGACUGAAGAGAGAGCUUGCAAAUGCAAAAAAGUCGAGGAAGGAGGCAUCAGCUUCAUUAAGGAUGGCCUUACAGAAGGCCGCUCAGCAACGGCUGAUGGAGAAGGAGAAGAAUAAGAGUCCUUCCUAUGCCAUGCGUAUAUCUUUGCAAAUUAACAAGGUUGCUUGGAGCAUGCUUGUAGAUGGUAAAUCUUUUGGCGAGGCUGAGAUAAAUGACAUGAUAUUUGAUUUUGACCGGGACUACAAAGACAUUGGUGUCUCACAGUUUACGACAAAGUAUUUUGUUGUAAGAAAUUGCCUGCCUAAUGCCAAGUCAGAUAUGCUUUUAUCAGCUUGGGAUCCUCCGUCAGAGUGGGGAAAAAAAUUCAUGCUACGAGUAGAUGCAAAGCAGGGAGCCCCAAAGGAUGGAAACUCUCCUCUUGAACUUUUCCAGGUAGAGAUUUACCCUCUUAAGAUCCAUUUGACAGAGACAAUGUACAGAAUGAUGUGGGAGUACUUCUUCCCUGAAGAAGAGCAAGAUUCGCAACGGCGGCAGGAAGUUUGGAACGGCUUAAGACGGGUCAAGAAAGGUUCAUCAGCCCAUGAAGCUUCUGCAUCAAGCAGUAAUCCAGCAAAAGAGUCUGAGGCAUCAAGGUUGCAAAACGUGAAGGGAAAUACCAUACGCAGUUCAGUUCCAGAAUUAAGAAGAACGUCCUCUUUUGACAGAACAUGGGAAGAGACUGUGGCAGAAUCUGUCGCCAAUGAACUUGUGCUGCAGGUUCAUUCAUCCAGCACGAGUUCCUUGAAAAGUGGGGCACUUGGUUCUAUUGAGCAAACAGACGAAUCCAAUAAGAGCAAAUUGAAAGACUCCAAACCUGCCAAGUCUGGUCGAUCAUCUCAUGAAGAAAAGAAGGCUCCCAAGUCACAGGAAGAGAAGAGAUCUCGGCCUCGAAAAGUGAUGGAAUUUCACAAUAUUAAGAUAAGUCAGGUCAAGCUACUGGUUACAUACGAAGGAUCAAGAUUUGUUGUCAAUGAUCUUAAGUUGUUGAUGGAUACAUUUCAAUGUGUUGAGUUCACUGGGACUUGGAGGAGAUUGUUUUCUCGUGUCAAGAAGCAUAUCAUAUGGGGAGUCCUAAAGUCUGUGACCGGAAUGCAGGGUAAGAAAUUCAAAGACAAAGCGCAUAGUCAAAGGGAUCCUACUGUAACUGGUGUCCUUGAUGGCGACCUCAACCUCAGUGACAACGAAGGAGGUCUGGUGGCAAAACCUGAUCAGCAUCCAAUUACCUGGCUCAAGCGCCCAAGUGAUGGAGCAGGUGAUGGAUUUGUCACUUCCAUAAGGGGCCUGUUCAAUACUCAACGUCGCAAGGCCAAGGCUUUCGUGCUGCGGACUAUGAGAGGUGAAGCAGAAAAUGACUAUCAUGGUGAGUGGAGUGAAAGUGAGGUGGAAUUUUCUCCAUUUGCUAGGCAGCUCACUAUAACAAAAGCUAAGAGGCUCAUUAGGCGGCACACGAAGAAAUUCCGUUCAAGGGGACAGAAAGGUUCAUCGUUCCAACAAAGAGAGUCACUUCCAUCAUCUCCUAGAGAGACAACUCCAUUCGAGAGCAAUUCUUCGGGUGAAUUGUCUCCUUACGAGGAUUUUCACGAGUAUAAAUCUGAUACCUGAUGGCUAUUCUUCCAAGGCUUUGAAAUGGGGCACUCAAUGGCCUUGUGUUUGUACCUACUUCAUUCCACUGGGUUUGUUGGACAACUCAUAAGAUUGUAAUUGCUUUGUUGGACAACUCAUAAGAUUGUAAUUGCUUGAGCUUGGUGAUGAAAUCUUGCAAGACUCAAGAUGUUGCAAGGCUAUACCUCUCACAGAGAUGUUGGAAGGAAUGCCUAUGGCUAUGAAGGUAUGGUUUGAAACAUCGUAUGCCUUCAAUAGUCUGUACUACUGGGUUUUGUAUCAGCUUGUUCAGCUAUGAGAGCUCAUCAGAGGUGCUAAUUAUUUAUGCUGAGCAUUUUAAUUUCACUUGUAGCUAUAUUUGUAAUUAAUUGAAUAUGAAAAAUUCUGGAAUGCUAUAAAGACAUACCAGGAAUGUUGUACAUAGAAUAUAUUAUUGAAAAUGAAUAAAAAGCAGGGAACAGAGUCUCUCGCAGAUACCUGCUAGCGCACAGAUUUGUCAAA